Molecule: messenger RNA, 2961 nt
Organism: Danaus chrysippus (African queen)
Lineage: Eukaryota; Metazoa; Arthropoda; Insecta; Lepidoptera; Nymphalidae
Source: the annotation of a GenBank genome assembly
AUGUCGCCAUUUAAAUUAUACGAGAAUAUUUUCAUUGAAACAAAUCUUCUAUCCCCGGACUAUGACGGCGUCAUCCUUAUUUUAUAUCCCAGGGACAUGAAUGUGGAAUUACCUAGGCAUGUAUCCAGUUUUAUUGACAAAAUUUAUACCCUGGAUAAAAGCAUUUAUAAGACACCUAGUGUAUGGAAUUGUGAUUACGUUUCUGGUGGUCGAUUGGUGCUAUCACCAGUUGGAAAUGUAUCCCCUUAUCAUGACGUCAAAGUGGUCAAAGAAGCAGCGAAAAGAGGAAUGCUACGAGCAAUGGAAGCUGGAAUGACGAAACCUUUGCUAAUCGUCGAAAAUGUCGUGCAUUACCCUGACGGGCAGUUAGUUUGUAUUUUGGGAGCUCUUGAAUCUUUGUACGUGCCAAUACAAAUAAGGGAGAUUAAAAAUCGGAAGCAUAUAUACAGAAUUGGGCUCCACGCAGAGGAAAAAGCUACAGAAUCUUUUGAAAGGAUCAUUAGAAAUGCUAUAGCUUUGGAGCGAGCCAGGAUAAUAGCAAGAGAUAUCGCUGGCGGAGAUCCAGAAAGAAUGGCUCCUGGAAAAAUUGCUGAUUAUAUAGUCAAAGUAUUCGCUGAAGACCCUUGUGUGUCCAUCAAAAUUAUUGACAAUGACGAUAUUAUAGCUCAGAAAUAUCCACUAUUAGCAGCUGUCUCACGAGCAGCGAAUAACGUAGAGAGACAUAAAGCUAGAGUUGUUAUAUUGGAGUACAAUUCGUCUAACCCUGUCAGAGUCACAGAAACCUUAAUGCUAGUUGGCAAAGGAGUCACAUACGACACUGGCGGCGCGGAUAUAAAAAUAUCUGGCAAGAUGGCAGGCAUGUCCAGGGAUAAAUGCGGGGCGGCGGCUGUAGCUGGGUUCUUGAAGGCCUGUUCCAUAUUAAAACCACCUCACCUCAAAGUCAUUGGGGUCAUGUGUUUAUGUCGCAAUUCUAUCGGCUCAGAUGCUUAUGUUUCUGAUGAAUUACUUACUUCGAGUAGCGGAAAACUGGUCAGAGUUACCAAUACGGAUGCUGAAGGUAGACUGGCUAUGGCAGAUUCUUUAUAUAUGCUGGCGAAUAUGGCAGAAAAAGAGCUUAACCCACAUUUAUAUACCAUAGCGACUUUAACUGGCCACGCUAGAGCAUGCUACGGUAAUUAUACCGCCGCUAUGGAUAAUCACAGCGCGAAAGGGACAAACCAUUCGAGCAAAUUGCAGUUCAGUGGAUCAAGACUUGGAGAAGGUUUCGAGAUUUCCACAAUUAGGGCUGAAGAUUUGGCUGUCAAUGAUGGAAAGUGUAGCGGUGAUGAUCUAGUUCAGUAUGAUACAGACGCAAAGUGCCGCAACCAUCAGCUAGCAGCAGGUUUUCUAAUCAGGGUUGCUGGUUUGGAAGACAAGAACAUAAAAUACACUCAUCUGGAUAUUGCUGGCGCUGCGGGGUCUCCGCCAGAGGAACCAACAGCGACGCCUAUAUUGUCUUUAUGUUCAAUUCCUUUAUUCACCAAAGAGAAGAUUCUCCCUCUAGAGCUGCGAGCUCUGCCCUACGACAUAGACAGUGUGAUGCAUUUCAGUGACAGAGAUUUCAGCAAGAACGGCCACAGAACAUUACUUUUCAGGAACGACAAGAAUCCACAGAAAAGGAUCGGUCUAUCGAAAACCGAUUUAAAGAAAAUAGAAUUAGUUUACGGACCCGAAUGUCUUAAACGGGAACGCCAAGCUAAAAUCGAUAUAUGUAGGAACUUCCCGGCAGUUAGACGAAAGCGUGAAAUCGAUUUCGCUACAGUCGGAAGUCUUAGAGUAAAUCCUGAAAUAACUCCACCACCGGAAAGCAAUCAAGAGAAUCUGACUGACGAUUUGACAAAUAAUCUUAAAGAACUCGGAAUCGAUGAUGAUGUACAGCUACUUAUUGAGCAAAUACACAAAAUAACAGCUACAGCGCUGACUAACGCUAAACUAAAGCACUGCAAUAGCACCACUAAUAGCAGUGUAGACACCAAGAAAGCAGAUUUAAAAGAAAUUAUAUACAAAGUUAAUGAAUACGCAAGAGCUAUCGUUCAGAACGCCCUAACAAACAUGACAGUUUUCUGCGACGAUGCAAAUUCUAUGGAGAAAUUUCAAAUAGGUAGAUGCCAAUGGGGUCCGAACAGUAGAUGUCCUGUGAAUUUCCGUUCAACUAUGCCAGGACCGGUAAAACAUUCGACCCAACACCGUCCGUUGAUACGACAAUCGACCAAACAUGAGGGUAGAGGAAAGAAACACCAAUUCGUCCCAUUGCUAAGGUCAAAUAUUACGGAAGGGAAGAAUUUGACGAGGGAGAAGCGUGACGUGAAUUUGACAGAUUCUGGACCAGCCAAUGUGACUGGCAAAGAAAUUUUACGAAUGGCAACAAGAAUAGUUAGUGAUAAGAAGACUGAUUUUGCACCUAUCAGACGCAGCUAUCAACAUUUUGGGAAAGAAAAAGAAGAUUCCAAUACUCUUGAAAAACCAAGAAAAAAGAAAUUAAAAUCACGUCACCGUCCAGAAGAGAAGAGAGUUACGUCGUUCGACGAAGAAGGAGAGAGAAAAAAGAAGAAUAUAGAUGAACGAGUUGAGAGAUAUGUAGAAGAAAGACCCAGAGAGAAAAAAAGGAAAGAGAGAAAGGAGAGAAAAUUGUUCCGCGUCCCUCAAACAGUGCAGAUUUCAAAGCAAAACAAAGAGUUCUACGCGGAGAGAAUAUGGCCGGAUGGGGUUGUUAACUAUGUGAUAAAAGAAGACGUGAAUUACGAUACGAACAAAGUCCGCGAACGGCUGGCGGAGGUGAACAGGAUAUUACGCCGGCGGACUUGUGUGAGGCUGAACGAAGUGAGCGAGGAGGGAGCGAGACGGCUGACAGACUAUCUCCUUCUAGACACAAGCCGGGACUACGUCACGGGGCGGGUUGGCGGGAAACAGGGUGACUGGUGA